UUUAUAGAAACGUUUCCUAAAGAAGUAGGCCGCUGCGCGGCGUAGGAAUUCAAUGGUUGUGUUGACCUGAUGCAGUCUUCGUGCCAGACGAUUCUUCGCAGUUAAUUCACGAGCAUAUUAAAGCUUAUUUCUCGACUGAAGCGACCGAUGCCAACCACUUACCUUCGCUGAUGGUAUACAGAAAUAAAUAACAGUCGUUCACAGGACGAGAUUAAACGAGGUAAAGCUGAAGGCUAUUUAUAAAUAGCUCUCUGCAAGGAUCAUCGAUUUUUCAUCAUGGACGAUGAUAACGAAAUUGACGUCCUCUUACGUGAGCAUCCCCUACUACCGCCAUCUGAGCCCACACAACAGCAGGACAAAGAAGAGAAGAAAAAAGAAAAUGUUAAAAAGAUGGACGAGAUAAGGAAGCGGAAGAAGAAGCAGCGCGUGUCCAAGCCGCGCGAGCAGCUGGUCAGUGAGUGUCGAGACUACAUCAACACCAUCUGUGAGAAGUGUGACCGCGACGGAUCCGGAAAACGGCCUCUGAAUAUAGUCAUCGUGGGAAAACAGGGUUGCGGCAAGUCUUCCUUCAUCAACAGUCUCGCUGCAAGUCUGUCCCAGGAAUAUUGGAUUGAACACGCCAUGACUGGCUACCAAGACGGCGCCAGGCCGAUCACCGACUACAUUUCCCAGUACCAAAAAUGCAGCAACACCGACCGACCGUUAUACAGGGACGUUCUGCUGCCGACGCUGAUAGACAUACCCGGGAUGCUGGAAGACGCCGUGGACGAGCGAAUGAAAAAAUUUCUUCAGCUGCUUUUCUAUGGUCACGUGGAGAACCUGACCGCCGCCUCCCAGGUGUUCGCAGACUGCGAGAAGCCUUGGGAAGAACUCCUGGAGACCUACGGCACGUUGUAUGAGGACAUGAAGGUGGAUCGAGUCAUCUUCGUGGCCUCGGCGAACAGCGAGCAGCUGCCCACCCGCCUCAUUAAAUGUGUGAUGGACGCCGCCAGACCCUCACCUAACUCCCAGGGCCUCCGGCGUCAAAUACCUGUCUACGGUGUGCUGACAAAUUGUGACCAAAUCGACGACACGAACGAAGAACAAUUUGAAAAGAUAAAGCUGGAGUUCAAGAAAGGCCUGGGGCUGCACGAGGGCAGACUACUCUGCUGCAGCAACUACUGUGACGACACCGACCCUGAAAAGGAGAGAUUUAAAAACGUUCUUCCCUCCCUUGAUCUGCCGAUCCUCGAGUUUUUUGCACAGGUGUGUGAGCGCAAGGUGACCACCACACAUCACAACGACAGGAUGCAGGUUGACCCCAUCACGCAGCUCCGCAGCAGCUGGAGGAGGAUCGGGUUGACCUGUCAGUCCAUCCUUAAGUGCCUUGCUAUAGCUAUUGUGGUUUUUGUACUGAUGUACGUGUUGCAUGCCACCUUCCUCAGCUCCGAGCAGGACUUCAUGCUGUGGGAGCGGUGCCGGGCUGGUGACCCCGCCGUCCGUGACCUGUGCAAGGCAUCACGGUCAGCCUCUUCCCUGGGAGCCGCCACAGCUGCUGCACUCAUCGCUGUCAUCACAUACGUCGUCUAUCGCUUUUCUUUAAAUCAUCUGGAAAACUAGCAAUGAGGAACUGUAUUUUUAUGCGUUGUCUUCUGAUUGAUUGAAUGCUUUAAUUAUUUCAGUUACUGCUAUUUCGAUGUGUGAUUAUUUAACAUGCUAUUGUUUGACAUUCGUUUCCUCUCUAGGAAAUUUUGUGUAACCAAUUUAUUUUGUACUUUGUGCUUCAUUUUCCACCACCUUAUCCUCGUCAUCAUCUAGUACUAUAUUUUAUUUUAUCCUACGCCAAGUUUAUGAAUAUUAAUAUUUCGUAUAAUCAUAAUAAUAAUAAGAAGACGUCUUAGAGUUGUACAUAAUUUUUUGUUCGUGUUUUCUCAUGUAAAAGAAUGUAAUAAUACUGUGAACUAUGUAUGCACAUGCACAGUAUUUUCACAUAAAGAAGUCUAUCACGUUU
Pomacea canaliculata is the source of this 1990-nucleotide messenger RNA. RefSeq lists its product as uncharacterized. Bases 277 to 1599 code for a protein of 440 amino acids. The record is from RefSeq and is a predicted model, not a curated record. The transcript is spliced from 7 exons. NCBI's taxonomy places the organism in Eukaryota, Metazoa, Mollusca, Gastropoda, Architaenioglossa, Ampullariidae.